This is a messenger RNA of Rubroshorea leprosula, 908 nucleotides long. Lineage: Eukaryota; Viridiplantae; Streptophyta; Magnoliopsida; Malvales; Dipterocarpaceae. The record is from the annotation of a GenBank genome assembly.
GUCAGACACAAAACGUCCAAAACCAUCCAAUCAAUCACCUCUUCUUCUACAUCACAAACACAAUCUCCUUUCCUUUCCCUCAAAACAAUGGCUUUCUCUGCCUUCUCCCUUCCAAUCUCUCGCAUUUUUCUGAUUCUUGCUGUGGUUCUAACAGUUUCUAUCUUCCAAGUUUCCGGGCAACUGAAUUUUCCUUGCACCCCCUCCAUGCUCACCAGCGUCACCCCAUGUAUGAAUUUCCUUACCAAUAGUAGUUCCAAUGGUACUACCCCAACCGCCGACUGCUGCAACUCUCUCAAGUCCCUUACCAGUGGUGGAAUGGGUUGCCUGUGUCUCAUUGUCACCGGUACCGUCCCAUUCCAGGUUCCUAUCAACCGGACUCUCGCCAUCUCCCUUCCUCGCUCUUGCAACAUGCCCAACGUCCCGGUCCAAUGCAAAGCCAAUAUUGCUCCUGUUCCAGCUCCUGAUCCAAUUUCGCUUUCUCCAGUAGGUUCACCAGCAGCUCCCGUUGUUCCUGAGCCGACCCCAUCAGCUGAGCCUACCCCACCAGCUGAGGCCCCAGUAUCCGAUACAACACCCGUUUUGACCCCUCCCUCAACAGAGGGUUCUGCAGUUCCGACGGCAACAACAGGAAGCCGCCCUACUCUGACCCCGUCGGCUGCCGUGUCCUCUUACAGUCUUUCUCCAUCUCUUCUUCUGGCUGCUGUCGGAUUUGUGGUUCUUAAGUACUACUACUAGGCUGCCGCCGCCGCCACAGCCACGGCCACCCCUUGACUUUCUUUAUGUUAUUUAUCCAUUGGUUUAGAAGUAUUCUUUUGGGUUAUCUUACUAUUGUUUUGGGGUGAUAUGAUUUUUCCCUUCCCUUUAAGAUGUUUUUUUUUUUUUUUUUUAAAUAAAUAAAUAUUGUAUUA